This is a messenger RNA of Callorhinchus milii (elephant shark), 4174 nucleotides long. RefSeq names its product NACHT, LRR and PYD domains-containing protein 3-like. Lineage: Eukaryota; Metazoa; Chordata; Chondrichthyes; Chimaeriformes; Callorhinchidae. Gene Ontology annotation, molecular function: protein binding. Gene Ontology annotation, cellular component: cytoplasm. The record is from RefSeq and is a predicted model, not a curated record.
GUAGGGAGGGCAGUGUGUGUGUGUGUUUGUAGGGUGGGCAGUGGCCACACUGUGUGCUCUGCUUGUCUCGGGCUGUGUGUGAUACCAGCACCAUUGAAGUGUAUCUGUGUCAGUAUAUUUCUGUCUGUGUUUUGUGGUGUAUCUCGCUCUAUGUGUCUGUCUGUCGGUGUAUGACGGUGUGUAUGCCUGUACCUAUCUCUCUCUCUCUCUGGCUUUGUGUAUGCAAAUUGUUAUAGGAACUGGAGUCAACCAGGGUUCAGUGAGGAGGCUCUGUCAGCAGAAACGUGGCAGACAGUGGCUCAAACGGUUACCGUUUCUAAAGCAGAACCAGCGAGUGAACACCCGGAGGUUGACAGACUGAUAGAGAGAGAGAGAGAGACGCCAAAGACGGGAAUCACCCCCAGCAACAACUGGACAUAGAGAGCAACAGGAAGAAUACAUGUCAGAAUAAAUGUGAGAAAGACGGACAGUCAAUUGGCAACGCUAACCUGGUGGUGUUGCCUGAGAGAUCACGUCUGGAUUCCCUGUUAGCCUUGUAACAAUUGAGCUCCACGAAACGUAAAUAAGGCUCAACUUCCGUCGCAAAAUUCAGAAGAGCUUCGCUGCGCUUAGCAACGAUGAAGCGCGUUUUUGGAAAACUGUCGAGAAAGAGGAAACAUGGCUCUGAAGCACCGGGAUACGGCAAGUCUGUAAAAUUAAUGAAAUGGUCAACUUUACCACAACAGACCACAUCCACUCCUGGUGGGAAUGAAACAGCGACAACAUCUGGAGUUACCAAACUACAUGGUAAUAAUUUUGCAGAUCCAAAGCAGCGUCCCACCAAAUUAGAUGGGUCGAUUGAGAUGGCUUCCAUGGAGACUUUACCAGAACCCAGUGCAAAGGUGAAAGCAAUGGGCUGUGGUGUGGGUCAGACAGCAGGCAACUCAUCGAAAGCCAAUGUCUUCUCUUUAUCUGAUUUUCAGGAAAGUCUCAAUGAGAUAAAAACAAAAAAGUCGCUGAAGUUACAAGCACCUCAUUCACUGAGAUCCUGGCCCUGUACAACGAGCUCCAGCUGCACAGACUGACAGAGUUCUACUGGGACAGAUUGGAACAGGCCAUAGUGGAACGCGUAGAGGACAUCAGCUCAAUGCUGACACAGAAGGAAUGUUUCAGUCCGCAGGAACAUAAAACAUUCACUGAGCUCACACGCACUGGGCAGAGGAGAAAAAGCUCCAAAGAUCUUCUCAUCCUGGUGAAGGCGAAAGGUUCCCGAGCCCUGAGAAUGAUGUGGGAAUCCUUUGCGAAAAUGAGGCCCAUUUUCCCCAAACUGAACAAAAUCCUGACUGAAAUCCAGGCCCAAGGAGCCUGUCUAGUAAAGGUCGUGAGCAGUGGCCAGAGUGUUCCACACGUCCCCAGUUAUCUGACAGCCGUUCAGCGAUUGCACAAGGAGACGUUGCAGAGACAGACUGAAAGACUGGAAGUGAAGACCAUCCUGAUAAAGGAGAAGGUGAGGACGUUUCAGCUGGUUGAUCAGUUCACGGAGUUGACAAUCAUUUCUGAUCGACGUGACCGGAAACUGGUAGAACAUGAGCUGCUGGCGCGAGGCAGAGACCACGAGGAGUGCAGACAGAAGCAACUCUGGAGAGACCUGGAGAAAAUCCGAACUGAUAAACUGUUCCACAGCAGCUUCUCAAGAGGAAACCAUGUACCUUCUUCCCAGGGAAGCAGUUUUGACUCUCAUUCAGGGACUUCCGCAGUAGUGAGUGGAGUGGCCGGGAUUGGAAAAACAACCAUGGUGAAAAAGAUUGUCCACGACUGGGCCACAGGCAAAAUUUAUCCUCACUUUCACUAUUUAUUUAUUUUUAAAUUUCGAGACCUAAACAGACUUAACGACAGAGCAACCCUGAGCCGUCUGAUCCUGGAGCAGUAUCCUUACCUCAGUGAUGUUCUGGACGAGCUGUGGAAACACCCAGAGACAUUGCUCUUUAUAUUUGAUGGUUUGGAUGAAUUCAGGGCAAGGAUUGAUUUCGCUGACAGACGGAGAGACACAGAUCCUCAGCGCAGAUGCACAGACCCUGAAUUCCGCUGUAAAGUGUCUGAUAUUCUGUACAGUUUAGUACAGAAAAAACUGCUGCCGGGAUGCUCAGUGCUGGUGACCAGCCGCCCCACUGCAUUACAUUUAUUGGCAAAGGCUCAGGUCAGCGUCUGGGCUGAAAUCCUGGGAUUUGUGGGUGAAGAGAGAAAGGAAUAUUUUCAUAAGUUCUUUGAAGAUCAGGAGGUGGCGGCUGCUGUUUACAGCCACGUGGAGGAGAACGAGCUUCUGCUCACCAUGAGCUACAACCCGUCCUACUGCUGGAUCCUCGCUCUGUCUCUGGAACCCUUCUUUAGACGGAAACACAGCAACAAACAGCUACUUCCCAAGACCAUCACACAACUCUUCUCCCAUUAUAUCUACCACAUUCUAACACAUCACAGUGUCAAGAUGGAUAGCAAUAGUCUCCGUGAUGUGAUGCUGAAAAUUGGUGAGAUGGCAUUCACUGGGGUCUCCCAGAGUAACAUUGUCUUUAAUACUGAAGAUCUGAACCAUUCUAACCUCCAUCCUUCUCAGUUCGUCUCCUACUUUCUCAUGGAACUUGUAGAGAGAGAGUCUUCAGAGCAAAGCGUGGUCUAUACAUUUCCGCACCUCACCGUACAGGAGUUUGUCGCCGCACUCGCUCAGUUCCUGUCUCCAGAUCCAAGAACCAUCACGAGAUGUCUGGCCCGUGCUGACAGGGAUGAUGACGGUCGGUUUGAGAUAUUCCUGCGAUUUUUGGCGGGUCUCUCCUCCUCACGGGCACCUCAGCCACUGCAGGAAUUUUUGGGGCCAUUUGUCCAUCAGACAACCUGCGCGGUGAUCGAUUGGCUGAAGGAGAAAUUUAAAACUCAGAUCAGACACACAAACACCUCACUGGGAAAAGGAAUGCUGAACACACUCCACUGCCUGUUUGAGUCUCAGAAUCAAGCCCUGGCACAGGUCACAAUGGGCUCUGAACACACCCUAACAUUGGGUGAUGAAUCUCCAUUCAAAGCAUUGAGCCUCACACCGAUAGUCUGUGUUGUGGUGUCUCAAGCCAUUGGACUAUGUGACUCAAUAAGACUAGUGGAUCUGAGUAACUGCUACAUUCAGAAAGAGGGUCUCCAGCGUCUCAUUCCUGGUCUGGACAAAUGUCAGGACUUGUUGCUGAGAGUCAAUUAUCUGGGAGAUUCAGGAGUGCAACCACUGUUUGAGGCUCUGAGGAACCCGGAGUGUAAAAUACAGAGACUGGACCUGGAAGUUAACAAUCUGACAGCUGAUUGUACCGAGGAUCUCGCCUCCGCUCUCAGUACAAACCGCUCACUGAAAGAGCUGCACCUGGGUGCUAACAAUCUAAGAGAUUCCGGAGUGAAGCGACUGCUGAGGGGUAACAAACUGACAGCUGAUUGUACCGAGGAUCUCGCCUCCGCUCUGAGUACAAACUGCUCACUGACAGAGCUGUACCUGGGUGGUAAUCAACUGGGAGAUUGAGUGAAGCGACUGUGUGAGGUGCUGAGGAAUCCGGAGUGUAAGAUAAAGAGCCUGGGACUGUGGGAUAACAGCCUGACCGAUGGCUGUCCUGGUAAUCUGAUCUCUGCUCUCAGUGAUAGCCGUUCACUGAGGAAGCUAAACAUGGAAUAUAACUCCUUCACAGACGAGUCUGUCCCGGCCCUUCGUCGCCUCAUACAGUCCUGCACCAGCCUGGAGGAGACCAGGCUGGAUGGGAAUCAGUUCAGUUUAUGCGGAAAGAGACACCUGGAGUCACUGCGGGUAUCCAGAUGUGGACUGAGUGUGAGAGUGGUAUCCAAGCUUAGAAACAAUGCAGAUUAGGUUUAAUAUUAACCACAUUAUCAAUACUUUAUACUCCGUGUGUAAUACUCAGUUUAUAAAUAUAUAAAAUAUAAUUUUGAACGCUUGAAACACAGUGCUUAAUAGCUAUUAAUUAUAAUUAUAGUGCAGAAAUAGAAAUGUUUUGCAAGUUGUACUUUAAACUCCGGGGAUCUGGGGAAUUUAUAACCAGUUUCCCCUACUUGUCACCGGGUUUGGGGUUAAAAUCAAAACCGAAACUUCGAGUAAAACCAUAUUUAUAUCAUUAUUGUUCAUGCAGACAUUAGACUUCAAUAAACUAUUUUACGUUAAACC